This is a messenger RNA of Drosophila eugracilis, 4238 nucleotides long. RefSeq names its product ribonuclease 3 (gene drosha). The coding region runs from base 91 to 4038 and encodes 1315 amino acids. Gene Ontology annotation, biological process: primary miRNA processing; rRNA processing; pre-miRNA processing. The transcript is spliced from 3 exons. Gene Ontology annotation, molecular function: double-stranded RNA binding; ribonuclease III activity. NCBI's taxonomy places the organism in Eukaryota, Metazoa, Arthropoda, Insecta, Diptera, Drosophilidae. The record is from RefSeq and is a predicted model, not a curated record. Gene Ontology annotation, cellular component: nucleus.
GUUGCCAGAUCAGUGUAAUCGCAGUGAAAACGUGUGGGUGGAAAACUAUACAACUGCUUGUUAUACGGGAGGUUUGCUUAAUUCAUCGUCAUGUAUCAGCCGCCUUUGCCACCGCCACCUGCUCAACCUCCUCCUCCGCCUCCUCCACCUCCACCGCAGUCGGAGGAUGCCCCAUCUAUGUCUGGCGUUACCUCCCACACAUACUCCUCACAUGAAACCCAGGCUCACAGCACCUUGAGCUACGUGUAUCCAGACACCAAUGCAAGCUCAAUCCCUAGCUAUGAUCCCUACCAGCAGCAGGCAGCUUAUGGGUACGCUUACGAAGAUCCAGCACAAAAGUAUUAUAGCCAGGAGUCCGAUUACCAGUACCAAGCAUCAGGGACAUCCUACCCAUACGAAACCUACAAAUACUCGGAUCGGUAUAACCCAUAUUCAUCCAACUACCGGUCACCCUCUGAAAGAGAGCGAUACAAUUCCUAUGGAUCUAGUCAGGGUUACCAUCAUUACCCUGGCUAUAGCUCGGGAAGGCGUUAUGACCAGCGACAUGGUCAGGAGUACCGGCAUCCUCAGGAGCCCCGAUAUGUCCAAGAAUCACGACAUGGACAUGGUCACUAUGCACACAGAUCACCAAAGGGAUCUCAUCACGGCUUCUAUGGAUCUUCAGCCAGAAGUGGAAAUACCGAAGAGUACCCGCCACGAAGCUAUCGCGAGAAGGAAAGAAGCGAGUCGGUAGAGACGCUCAGACACAAACCCAAAUUGGAAACUGAAAGAGCCCGUAUUCUCCGUCAGUGGCGUUCAAACUACUGCGAGAAACCAGAGGAUUAUGUAAAGAAAAUGAAUGCUCUUGGCGAAGCGGAAGCUCCUGCUGAGUCCUGGGUACGAUCUUCUCCAGCUGACCCAUACUACGAACGCACUAAGAACGAGAACGAGGUAAAAGGUCGGGCGCGGCUGCAAAAGUUGUGCAAGCUGUUUGCCGAGGAGCUGCUGCAAAGAGCAGAGAGGGUGCGCCAGAACUUGCCCGUUUAUGUGCCCCCUCCGAGGAAGGCCCGCCGUCGUGUUUGUAAGCACAAGCACAAGUCGGAAGCCUGCUCAUCCUCCUCCUCCUCCGAUGAGGACUCUGACGAGGACGCCUUUAAAAUUGAGCAGGACUGCUGCAUGGAGGAGCUGUCGCGUAAAGUGCAGCAUCCACAGCGGGUGCACGCCGAUCUCUGGCACAAUGACGCAGGCGAGAUGAACGACGGGCCCCUAUGCCGCUGCUCUGCGAAGUCUCGACGCAUUGGCAUCCGUCAUGGUAUCUAUCCAGGCGAGACUGGCUACAAGGUUUGCGACCCUAACAGCAACAAUGCGGGCAAGCUCUUUCACUAUAGGAUCAGCAUCUCGCCGCCUACAAACUUCUUGACCAAGACACCCACAAUCAUCAAGCAUGAUGAGCACGAGUUCCUAUUCGAGGGCUUCUCGCUACUUUCACACGUGCGCCUCACCGAUCUGCCCGUUUGCAAAGUGAUCCGUUUUAACAUUGAGUAUACAAUUGAGUACGAGGAGGAGAAGAUGCCAGAGAACUUCACCAUCCAUGAGCUGGAUCUUUUUUCUAAAUACCUGUUCCACGAGUUGCUAGAGCUUGUGGACUUUGAUUUGAUGCCUAAUGUAGCAUCUGGAAGCGCCGAGGAAUCGUGCCCGGCAUUUCACUUCCUACCGCGUUUCGUACGUGAUCUUCCGGAUAAUGGAAAGGAGGUUCUCGCCAUGGUUGAGGUACUCCGUUACUUGUUAGAUAACUCCGCCCAGCUGGUCGAAAGGCAACAGCUGCUCCACCUUAACCAGAUCAGCCAGAACGAAUGGCAGAACUACGUUGACUACAUCAAGGGAAUGCUGGUUACUAAGCCGGGUCAUAAGCCUUGCUCACUGCGCGUAGACCAACUGGACAGGAACAACUCGGAUUUACCUGAGUGCAUAGAUCGCGAGUCUGGAAUCUCACAUCCGGCGAUCGUGCACUUCGGUAUUCGUCCGCCACAGCUAAGCUACGCGGGCAAUCCAGAAUACCAGAAAGCCUGGCGAGAGUACGUAAAGUUCCGUCAUUUAAUGGCCAACAUGUCAAAGCCAUCUUUUAAAGACAAGCGAAAACUGGAGGAAAAGGAGCAACGCCUGCAGGAGAUGCGAACGCAGGGGCGCAUGAAACGAAAUAUCACUGUCGUCAUAAGCUCGGAGGGAUUCUAUCGCACGGGCAUUAUGUGUGAUGUGGUACAGCAUGCAAUGCUAGUGCCUGUCCUGACGGGACAUCUCCGUUUUCACAAGUCUCUGGACCUGCUGGAGGAAAGUAUCGGGUAUCACUUUAAAAAUCGUUACCUGCUCCAGUUGGCACUGACGCAUCCCUCUUACAAAGAGAACUAUGGCACCAAUCCUGAUCAUGCGCGAAAUUCGCUGACCAAUUGCGGAAUUCGACAACCCGAAUACGGAGAUCGCAAGAUCCAUUACAUGAACACUCGCAAGAGAGGUAUCAAUACCUUAGUGAGCAUUAUGUCCCGAUUUGGCAAGGAUCAUGAAACUGUAUCAAACAUUACGCACAACGAGAGGCUGGAGUUUCUCGGUGACGCUGUGGUGGAGUUCCUCAGCUCAAUCCAUCUGUUCUUCAUGUUCCCGGAACUGGAGGAGGGAGGUUUGGCUACCUAUCGAGCAGCUAUUGUGCAGAAUCAGCACUUGGCUUUGUUGGCCAAGAAGCUGCAGCUGGAAGAGUUCAUGCUGUAUGCACAUGGAUCCGAUUUGUGCCACGAGCUGGAGCUGCGCCAUGCAAUGGCCAAUUGUUUUGAAGCCCUUAUGGGUGCCCUUCUUUUAGAUGGUGGAAUCAAAGUGGCAGAUGAGGUAUUUACGGAUGCACUGUUCCGGCAGGACGAGAAACUAUUGAAUAUCUGGAAGAAUCUGCCGGAACACCCGUUACAGGAACAAGAACCACUAGGUGAUCGAAGCUGCAUUGAUUCCUAUCGAGUGCUCAAGGAGCUGACUAAGUUCGAGGACUCCAUUGGAAUCAAGUUCAAGCACAUUCGUCUAUUGGCUCGCGCAUUUACCGACCGUUCCAUUGGAUUUACUCACUUGACCCUGGGGUCUAAUCAACGAUUAGAGUUUCUGGGCGACACAGUUUUGCAGUUGAUUUGCUCGGAGUAUCUUUAUCGUCACUUCCCCGAGCACCAUGAAGGCCACUUGUCUCUUCUGCGUUCUUCAUUGGUUAAUAACCGGACUCAAGCGGUGGUGUGCGAUGAUUUGGGGAUGCCAAAGUAUGCGGUGUAUGCUAAUCCCAAAGCCGACUUAAAGACCAAGGAUCGCGCCGAUCUGUUGGAGGCCUUUCUGGGCGCCUUGUACGUUGACAAAGGUCUGCUGUAUUGUGAACAGUUCUGCCACGUUUGUUUGUUCCCGCGUCUGCAAAUGUUUAUCAUGAACCAGGACUGGAACGACCCCAAGUCCAAACUGCAACAAUGCUGCCUUACCCUGCGCACUAUGGAUGGUGGCGAACCGGACAUUCCAUAUUACAAGGUGGUAGAGGCUAGUGGUCCAACCAACACGCGUGUGUACAAGGUGGCAGUGUACUUCCGCUCAAAGCGGCUGGCCACCUCUAGUGGCUCCUCCAUUCAGCAGGCGGAGAUGAACGCAGCUAAACAGGCGCUUGAAAACUCCAGGGACCUCUUUCCGCAGCUGGAUCACCAGAAGCGCGUGAUCGCCAAAAGCAUCAAAAAGCAGACGGGCAACGAGUUAGAAAACGAAUCCGAUCGACAGUAUCAGGAAGAGAAGGCCAAGAGACCCAAGUACCCGGCUCCACUGCAAGAUGAGAGUCAUCUGCCUAAACAGUAUCGCAUGCACGAGAAUAUCUCCAGCGACGAGUUGCCGGAAGAUGACGAGUUUGAAAGCACAGCUCCGAAGAGCCCAACCAUGCCCUUAAAGUUGAAUAGAAAUUUCAAUAGCAGCAGCAGCAGCAGUGAUAGCGAUGGCUCCAGCUCAUCUCCCAAUCGGAAACGCCGAUUGAAGACGAGUUCUUCGGUAUCUUCCCUAACCUAACGAGGAUAAAAAUCGAUUUUUGCAUUUCCAAAGAAUUCAAAUAGCCGCCACAUUUAAGUAAAAAUAAUUAUAGGGACUAGAAUGUAAAUCUCUUCUCAUGCCUAUUAUUAGAUAAGCUCAAAACGAAUCGCUCACUUAGUAUGAAAAUAAGACAUAAACGUAUCGGAUUUCAACUUAUUGAUUAAAAUAUAUUAUCCCUA